AUGAAUGGUUAUUCAAAGAUUGGUAGCACUACUACUACUACGACGAACCACAAAUCAAGAUCUGUAGAUUUUUCAGAUAUUUUCUCAUUUUCUCAAACACCUAAACCAAUCGGAAACAGUACUGCUACUGUUGUUCCUUCAGUGAAUGAAGGAGAGAAAUUUGGAGUGAUAUUAGGUAGGAGCUGUUCGGUUUCUUCUUCGUCUUCUUCUGCAUCUGGGUUUCAGGCAACACUGAAGAGAGCAUUCUCGGGAAGAAGAUGUUCGUCAGUCUCAGAGAGGUACUGUAGGAUCCAUGAUCAGAACAUGGUAAUAGCAUCAGAUGAGUUUAUCAAAGAGGAUGCUCAUGAUUUACCCAACAAGAAAAAGCAGAGAGGAGGCAAGAUUCUUAAAGUCUGUAAGCGAUUGUUUGGAUUCUAG
This is a messenger RNA of Lathyrus sativus (Indian pea), 417 nucleotides long. NCBI's taxonomy places the organism in Eukaryota, Viridiplantae, Streptophyta, Magnoliopsida, Fabales, Fabaceae. The record is from the annotation of a GenBank genome assembly.